AUGCUUAAUCCAAUGUUAGAUGAUUUUUCGAAAACAUCAAAGUCUCGUCCACUCGGUGAUGUUUUACAUAUAUUUAUUUUACUUCUAAUAAGUAAAAUUUUAAAAACAUUUGCAUUAUUUAUAACUUAUGAUUUAUUAAAAUCAUAUCAUUUUAUGUUAAUUCUUUUUCUUAUUACAUUAAUUGCUUCAAUUUGUUUAUUAUUUAUACAAAAACCAUUUUCAUCAAUUCGAUUAAAUAAAACCAUAGUAUUUCGUUUAAUUAAAUAUACAAUAUUUCUUACAAUAGUUCGUGUUCUAUGGUUUUUUGGUUUAACAUUAUGUGGACCAUUAAGAACAAUAUUAUUAUUCGAACAUAGUGAUCUUGUUAUACUUGCAUGUUUUCAUGUAUUAUUUUCAUCAUCAAAUGGAAUUGGUAUACCACAACAAGGACAAACAUCAAGGAUACGUGGUGUUGUUUUUUUUCUCUUAGCUGUUCUAGCAAUAUUUGCAUUUGAUAAUGAUGAUGCAAGACAACGAAUAUUAGAUCAUCCUGAAGGUCAUUCACAUCAUCGUUUAUUUGCACAUGUUUUUUAUCGAUUAACAUCAUUUGUUGGUGUUGGUGAUCAUAAAGGUGGUGUUAUUCUAUUACUUAUUGCUUUAUUUCUACGAUGUACAAUCGAUUCAUUAAAUAAAAAAUUAGUACUUGAUGUUGGUGGACCAAAAAAAUUUUAUGCUAUUACCACAUGUUUAUCAACAGCAUGUCUUAUACCUACAUCAUUUAUUAUGUUAUUAAUUAAUAAUAUUUUUCCAGAUUCAAUGGAUUCAAUUCGUUCACAAUUUGAAACGACAUUACCAUCAUCAACAUCAUCUUCAUUUUUUGGUACUAUUGUAUCAUUAAUUAUUCCAUUAAUAGUUAUCAGUAUAUUAUUAUUUGUUUCUGAUUUCUAUAUUGAACAAAUAGCUGUUGUGAAAUUUGAACGAUUAGGAACAUUUCGAUAUGGCACAUUUACUAUGAUUGGUGGUGCACUUAUUGCAUCUUUUCUUUGGGUAAAAUCGGCAACAGUAAUCAAUCAUAAUUCAGCAUGGCUUGGUGGAAAUAUUGGAAAAAUUGUACCAGAAGAACAUUCAUUAUCUGGUGGUGUUGUAUUUUCUAUUGUUAUGUUUAUUUUUGCAACAGAUCUUUUAUUAAGUCCAAUUAAACAACGAUCAGGUGCUUUUAUUGGUUAUAGUCAAGAUGGUGUACCAUUAUUUAAUUUAACACAUCAACGAUCACAAUCAUUAUUACUUAUUAUACGAUCAAGUUUGAGAGAUAUUCUUGCUGAAUCCGAUUCAAGAAAAAUUUUUUAUUUUCUUUGUAUUAAUCUCAUGUUUACAUUUGUUGAACUAUUGUAUGGCGCUUGGACAAAUUCACUUGGUUUGAUUAGUGAUGGUUUUCAUAUGUUAUUUGAUUGUACAGCACUUGUUGUUGGUCUUUAUGCAGCUCUUAUGACUCGUUGGAAACCUACACGAGUAUUUUCAUAUGGAUAUGGUCGUGUUGAAGUUCUAUCGGGUUUUGUUAAUGGUUUAUUUCUUGUUGUUGUGGCAUUUUUCGUCUUCUAUGAAGCCAUAGGUCGUAUUUUUGAACCACCAGAAAUUAAUACAAAUCGUUUACUAGUUGUUUCCGUUGCGGGAUUUGCUGUUAAUAUGAUUGGUAUUUUUUCAUUCAGUCAUGCACAUGCACAUGCUCAUGGCGGAGGUGGUGGUGGUAGUUGUCCCAUGAGUCAACCAAGUGUAGCUAAAGAACAACAUCAUCAUGAUCAUUCUCAUUCACAUUCACAUGGUGGUGGUAGUGAUCAUCAUGAUCAUGGACAUUCACAUAGAUCAAAUGAAAAAUCAAGUCAUCAUGGACAUAGUCAUUCACUCACUGACAAUGCUAAUAUGAAAGGUGUUUUUCUUCACGUCUUGGCUGAUACUUUGGGCAGUGUUGGUGUUAUCAUUUCAUCAUUACUUAUACAAUAUUUUGGCUGGUAUAUAUCGGAUCCCAUAUGUUCAUUAUUUAUAUCAGUAAUGAUCUUUCUUUCUGUACUGCCACUUUUAAAAGAUAGUGCUAUGACACUUCUUUUACAAACUCCAUCCGAUAUUCAAUAUGAAAUUCUUGAUCGUAUAAGUAAACUUGAUAAGGUUCUAUCAUAUUCUGAUGAACAUUUUUGGAAGCUUUCAUCAUCAACUACUGUUGGAACUAUUCAUAUACAAAUUUCGAAUGAUGGUGAUGAACAACUGGUUACUUCACAAGUACAAAGUAUUUUGAAAGAAGCUCAAAUGCAAAAUAUAGCUGUUCAAGUAGAAAAACAAAUAUUUUUUAAUCAUUUAGCUGGACUUAAUUCAGCUCUUGGACAAUUAGCUACAUCUCAAAGGACGUUUUUACAUAAGUGA
Molecule: messenger RNA, 2391 nt
Organism: Rotaria sp. Silwood1
Lineage: Eukaryota; Metazoa; Rotifera; Eurotatoria; Philodinida; Philodinidae
Source: the annotation of a GenBank genome assembly